Messenger RNA from Colletotrichum siamense, 735 nucleotides. It is a transcript of the gene sdu1, whose product is annotated as DeSI-like protein sdu1. The coding region runs from base 1 to 735 and encodes 244 amino acids. The transcript is spliced from 2 exons. Gene Ontology annotation, biological process: protein deubiquitination. The record is from RefSeq and is a predicted model, not a curated record. Gene Ontology annotation, molecular function: deubiquitinase activity. Lineage: Eukaryota; Fungi; Ascomycota; Sordariomycetes; Glomerellales; Glomerellaceae.
AUGCCUCCUCGCUCGAGCAAUCACCGCUCAACCUUGUCGCUUCAAAAGACGGAAGUCACAAUCCACGUUUACGAUCUGCUUCCUCCAGGAAGACUCUCUUCGGUUCUCUGGACAGUCGGCGCCUCGCUGCUGCAUUCGGGCGUCGUGAUCAAUGGCAAAGAAUACGCAUACGGCGGCCACGAAAGGCGCGGAAUCACCGGAGUGUACUGGACGAAGCCCAAGACCGAGCCCCCCGGCGGCACCUUCAAGUCGGAGAUUCUCCACGGUUUCACCUUUGCGACCCAGGCCGAAAUCGACGCGAUUCUCGAAGAGGCGUCAAAGGACUUCCUCGGAACCUCAUACAACCUCUUGACCAAGAAUUGCAACCACUUCACGUCGUAUCUGUGUAAGAAGCUGACCGGUCGACCCGGUCCCGGCUGGCUGAACCGAGCUGCAAGCAUCGGAGUCGCAUUGCCCUGCGUCGUCCCCCGGGACUGGAUCGACCCACCCGAAUACGAUACCGCCGACGGCGCGCUCUUGGAGGAGGAGGAUGACCAUGCCCACGAGGGCUCUAGGAUGCUCAAGCAGUCGCCUCCGAGAUUCCUGACUGAGAAUUCCAAGAAUUCCGGAGAUGCCGACUGGGACAGCGAAGAGGAGCGCCGGCGGGGCGGCAACGGGAAGGGCAAGAAGGCUGUCCGCGACACAGGUGGUCGCAAUUUGCCUGCUGCAGAAAGAGCGCCAGACCAGAAAAAGUAG